Molecule: messenger RNA, 3170 nt
Organism: Lutzomyia longipalpis
Lineage: Eukaryota; Metazoa; Arthropoda; Insecta; Diptera; Psychodidae
Gene: p120ctn
Product: catenin delta-2
Exons: 8
Coding region: 483-3053 (856 amino acids)
Biological process (GO): cell-cell adhesion; cell-cell junction assembly
Cellular component (GO): cytoplasm; nucleus; plasma membrane
Molecular function (GO): cadherin binding
Source: RefSeq, a predicted model, not a curated record
AUCGCCCAUAAGAGAUGAGAGCAAGAGCACGAAGUUGAGCCGAGUAGAAGAAUGUUUCGAUUGCCUCCCGUUUGGGUGUGAACAAAAGUUGUCUAGCUGGGGUUUUAUUUGCUUGGUGUGUAAUUUCCAAGAGUUUCUCUUAGUUUCUAUUAAAUUGCAUUUAUCAGUGCACAAUAGGAAAUUGUGAAUUUACUUUAUAGUUGUUGGCAUUGUAUGCUCGAAUGCAAAAGAAAGCUCACAGACGUACAAGAAGCAGUCAUUUAGAGAGGAUCGGGCUACUCUAGUCAGAAAGAACGGCCCUAUGAUGGCCUUUGGGGCACUUUUGAAGUUCUAAAAGAAAAGAAAAAACAAUUCACCAGUGCCCAUCAUACGUCUAAUUUCACGGAUCUUGAAUUGUUGGAUUGUUAGGUGCGCGGAGAAACUCAUACACACGCACACAAAAAGAAAAGAAAAAAAACAAAGCUUAGAUUCCAGGUGGGUAUAUGCUGCAAAAAAAGAUUGGCGGGGACAUGCAGCAAUACAAGAUCCGCCAGACGGACGCAAAAAGUGGUACAACAUUCCACGGACAUAACCACAGUAACGGCCAUUCUGAACAUUCCCCAAAUUCAUCCCACCUCUCCCUGCUGGCGGACGAUGAGAACUUAUUAGGGCGACAUCACCAUAAAGGUGGUACAACGCAGCAGGUUACAACAGUAACGAAAGUAGUUCGUGAAGUUAAGCAUUUACCCAAUACUUCGGGUCUCGACUACGUCUCCAUGCCACUCGACGUUCAAUCACUAGGGGACACCGAUGAGCCAUCUGUGGAUUAUGUUACAAUGCCACUAGGCCUCUUUCCCAGAUCACAAUACGUGCAGUACAAUCAUAUGGAACAGCCACACCAUAUUUACGUGCACGGUUGUUCAACUGGACAGGGAAAUGAUGGGGUAGCCUAUCAUGCACAUUAUCCCGACUAUGAUGCCUAUGCGCCACAGUAUGCCAAUGCCCCAGAGGCCCAUCUUACAUUUCCAGGCGUUGGUGACACGGAAGCUUCAUCUCGUACGCCACCGAGUCCAAGCGACCAAUCUGCCUCACCUUCGCAAAUGCCACCAACUGAUGAAGCAGCUGGUGGCUACUUACAGACACAGCAUACUCAAUUCAAUGAUAUACCAGACUACGAUGCACAGCUAGCAUAUGGAUACGUUUCAGGGCCAUAUGUGACAAAUCGGCAGCUGGCAUAUGACCCUCAGUCCGAUGAAGGACGCAAUGGUCCAUCGGCAAAUCGUCUCUAUAAUACGGAAGAAGAAUUACAGCAGCAUUUAUCAGCACUCUCAGUACAUGGGCAUGCAAUGCUAGCUGGUGAAGCUGCUUCACCCAGUGCUGGAUUAGACGACGAAGCACGACGUGUGAGAUGGCGUGAUCCAAAUCUCACGGAAGUUAUUGGAUUUCUUGGCAAUGCAAGUGCAGUUGUUAAGGCCAAUGCAGCUGCCUAUCUACAGCAUCUUUGCUAUAUGGAUGAUCCGAAUAAGCAAAGAACACGUACAUUGGGUGGUAUUCCACCCCUUGUUGCAUUGCUUGAGCAUGAAAAUGGCGAUGUUUACAGAAAUGCAUGCGGAGCAUUGCGAAAUCUCUCAUAUGGACGACAAAAUGACGAAAAUAAGCGAGCUAUAAAGACUGCGGGUGGUAUUGGUGCCCUAAUAGCUCUACUACGGCGUACAAAUGAGAGUGAAGUGAAGGAACUUGUAACAGGUGUAAUAUGGAAUAUGUCUUCAUGCGAAGAUCUCAAACGUUCCAUCAUUGAUGAAGGUGUGGGUGUAAUUGUAACAUUCGUAAUCAUUCCACACAGUGGAUGGGAUACAGUGAAUCCCGGUGAAACGUGCUGGUCAACUGUUUUUCGCAAUGCAAGUGGCGUAUUGCGAAAUGUUAGUUCAGCUGGGGAAUAUGCACGUACAAAGUUACGUGAAUGCGAGGGAUUAGUUGAUUCACUAUUGCACGUUAUCCGUACGGCCAUCGAUAAAUCCAACAUUGGGAAUAAGAUUGUUGAGAAUUGCGUUUGCAUCCUCAGGAAUCUUUCAUACCGUUGUCAGGAAGUUGAGGAUCCAAAUUAUGACCACCAUCCAUUACCAACACUUGGUACACGAAGUAGCGCCUCAGCAAAGACAACUGAUCAAAAUCUCGGUUGUUUCGGGGCGAGUCGCAAGAAGAAGGAUACAGGCACCGAGAAGGGUGCAACUGCCACACUCACAACACGUACUGUUUCAUCACGAAGUGAUGCGGUAAAGGGAUACGAAUUGCUGUGGCAACCUGAUGUUGUGCAGUCGUAUUUGACACUGUUGCAGAGUUGCUCCAAUCCCGAAACAUUGGAAGCAGCUGCUGGGGCACUACAGAAUUUAGCUGCAUGCUAUUGGCAACCAAGUAUUGAGAUACGGGCAGCUGUACGCAAGGAGAAGGGUCUCCCGAUUCUGGUGGAAUUGCUACGAAUGGAAGUUGAUCGGGUUGUUUGUGCUGUUGCCACAGCCCUGAGGAAUUUGGCAAUUGAUCAGCGCAAUAAGGAAUUAAUUGGGAAGUAUGCAAUGAGGGAUUUAGUGCAGAAACUCCCAUCGGGUAAUCCACAGCAUGACCAAGGGACUUCCGAUGAUACCAUUGCAGCUGUUCUUGCCACCCUCAAUGAAGUAAUAAAGAAGAAUGCCGAAUUCAGUCGUUCACUCCUGGAUGCUGGUGGUGUGGAACGUCUCAUGAAUAUUACGCGUCAACGUCAAAAGUACACACCGCGUGUCACCAAAUUCACCGGACAAGUUCUCUUUACAAUGUGGCAGCAUCAGGAGUUGAGGGAUGUGUACAAGAAGCAUGGAUGGCGAGAGCAGGACUUUGUGACAAAGACAAUUGCUGCACGCAAUGCAACACCCAAUUCACCCAACAACGCCAAUAGCACACUAAAUCGGCCUAUGGCAUCUCAAAGUGGGACUCGAUACGAGGACCGUACAAUAAAGCGAUCGGCUGCUGCACCAAGGAACAAUGGGGCACCACAGCGGGGACCUCAUCCAGUCUACCAGCAGCGCACUCAACCCCACACUUAGGGCUCAUUCUCCUCGAACACACACACCUCCUCCCCUUUCUAACUUGUAAUAGUUCGAACGCAAUAUUUAUAUACAUAAAUAAUUACUUAUUAAAGUUAAUGUAAUAGCACAACCAGA